Molecule: messenger RNA, 2322 nt
Organism: Camellia sinensis
Lineage: Eukaryota; Viridiplantae; Streptophyta; Magnoliopsida; Ericales; Theaceae
Product: cytochrome b561 and DOMON domain-containing protein At3g61750
Source: RefSeq, a predicted model, not a curated record
AAAUAUAGCCCUCCUAACUUCCUCUAACAAUAGUCAUUACAUUAUUUAAAUCCAAAUUCAAAAAACAUUAUCAUAACCUCCACCACACCAUCAUCAUCACCAUGUGCAUGUGAGAAAAAACCAGAGCUGGGGUGGUUAGGUUGUUUCUUGCAAGGAUUUGGCGGGAACAAUCAUUACACGCCACCUCCAACCAACCACCUUCAAAAUCAAAUCAUUCAAAUCACUCCCACCAAACAAUCCUCAACUCGACUCUGAAUUUAAAAUUUUUAUUUAUUUAUUUAUGUCACUUUCAAUGGAAGAUUCGAGAAUCAGGAUUUCGCGGCUAGGGUUCGCAUUGGUUCUGAUUGUGGCGGCGGUUUCCGCAGCCGACAACGGCGGUGCAAAUGCAGAAGCGGCCUCUCGUUGCAAUGCCGAUCUCUCCAAAGUUAUCCCUGAAACGUUCGGAGACACAUCUAAGAUGGUGUGUAAACCUGUUUGGAAUUCAUAUGUUAUACAGUACUCACAAACUAAAGACAAUGUCGUGACAAUUGUAGUAUCGGCUGAGUAUACAAGUGGAUGGGUAGGAAUGGCUUUUUCGAAAGAUGGGAUGAUGCUUAAUGCCAGUUCCAUGGUGGGAUGGAUUAGUAAAGAAGGUCAAGCAAAUGUCAAGCAGUAUUAUUUGAAAGGAUUUGAGCAAUCAGCUGUGGUACCAGAUAAAGGUGAUUUGCCACUAACUAAAGUUCCUGCGUUUGUGGCGCUUCAAGGUGCCACAAUCUACAUAGCAUUUCAGCUGAAAUUUGCCUCUCUGCUUGCUCGCCAACCGGUUCUAUUGGCUUAUGGGACUAAAUAUCCAACAAAGAACCACCUCCUAUAUCCACACGACGACAAAACAAGUAUAAUGUUCGACUUCUCUGCAGUUUCUGCUUCUGCUGCAUCUGUACCUGCACCUGCAUUAGAUGAAAUUAGUCAAGCGAAGCAUUCCCAUGGGAUAUUAGGUUUAAUCGGAUGGGGUCUGUUUCUUCCUUUUGGAGCAAUCGCUGCUCGAUACUUUAAGCAUCAUGAUCCACUAUGGUAUUACCUUCAUGUGAGCAUUCAGUUUGUGGGAUUUAUAUUGGGCGUCGCUGCUGUCAUACUUGGAGCAUCGCUCUAUAACAGAAUUCAUGCCCAUUUUCCAACUCACAGAGGCAUCGGAAUCUUUGUUCUUGUGCUUAGCAUUCUCCAGGUCUUGGCGAUCGUGGCACGACCUGACAAGGGCAGCAAGGUGAGAAAAUACUGGAAUUGGUACCACCAUUGGGUUGGAAGGAUUGCACUUUUCUUUGGAAACUUGAACAUAGUUUUGGGGAUGCAAAUUGGCAAGGCAGGGAGUGAAUGGAAAACGGGUUAUAUAUUUCUUCUCGGUACGGUUUUAGCUACAACUAUUGUUUUAGAAGUGUUGGCAAGGCAAAAAGAGUCUCAUGACUCUGAUAUCCUUCCGGCCUUCCAACCCAACUCGCAUGAGUAACCCAUAUUCAACAACUCUUAACCAAAGGGUGAGUAAGAUCUAUGCUUUUUUACCUAAGGAGGAUGCACCCAUGUUUAACCCUCAUGGCUGACUGGGGUUAAACCGAGUUUGAACAUGAAAAACAUACCGUUUGAAGCCAUGUGUGAACUUCCCUUACAUUUGAUUGCGAAGCCAUGUGUGAACUUCCCUUACAUUUGAUUGGAACAAAAUUAAAAAAAAAAAAAAAAGAAGCCAAAUUCUCGAUGUAUGCCAAAUAUAGAGAGAGAGCUCUUUGUUUCAUAUUACAAUUUUUACAGCUUUUUGAUUCGUUGUUCUGUUUAAUUUGUUACCUGAGAGCAUUAUUCUUUCUUCAUCAGACUCGGUUCUUGUCAAAACCAAUUUUUGGAGAAGAAUGGAAUUUAUACUUUGGGCAAGAUUUUCUAGCAGAGUGUCAUCUUCAAAUCUUCUUUUUUUUUCCCUUUGAAAAUAGUCACAGUUUGAACUUUUAAACACAAAUUUUUAACCAUUGCUUGGUUUCUGCAAGCAACAGCAUGGAGGAGAGGUACUAUUGGGAAAACAUUUUCCAGAAAACCUUUUCUGUCAAAACAAACAGAUCUUAAUUGCAUUUCACAUGCACAUUAAUCUAUAUAUCUAGGCUGAUAAGCAUUUCAAAAAUGGAUGAGCAAUAUGAGAAAAUCAAUACAAAUUGAUAUUAGAAUAUUUUUCCCAACAUUUUUCAACAUUUUUCAAUAACCAACACACCCAGUCAAAAGACAAAAAUGUUGGCAUAUACAAAUAAAUCAAAAUUAAUUAUCAAAAAUCAAAAAACUAGAUUUUAGUUUUUUUUUUUUUAUUGUUAUAAA